Molecule: messenger RNA, 2175 nt
Organism: Trichobilharzia regenti
Lineage: Eukaryota; Metazoa; Platyhelminthes; Trematoda; Strigeidida; Schistosomatidae
Source: the annotation of a GenBank genome assembly
AUGGGUAAGAAAAAUAACCGGUCUAAAGGAGAAAAAUUAAAUUUUCAUAAGACACAGGUCAAGGGCAAGCUAGUGAAAACAAAUACCAGUAAAGCUUCACUCCAAAAUUCGAAUUAUAAAGCAGUCCAAAAGCUUCCUCAACAAACAAAAUCAAAAUUUUCCGGUGAAUUUUACUUCACCCGAAAAAUCUUACGAAUCAUGGACUGGAAGUUCCUGGUGUCUUGUUCCUUGGUAUUAUGCCUUUAUCUGUGUACAGUUUUAACCAAAUCUACAAUAUUAUCCUCUGAUGAUCAAGCUAGUCAUGAUGUUAAUACACUCAGUAAAAAACUAUCCGAUUCACCAAUUGAAAUAUCGACAGUAGAUUCUGAAGAGAAUGAUCAGAUUUCCAACAGUCACUUGAACGCUGAAAGUGAGGACAAUAAAGAAGAGGGAGAGACGUCGUCUUUACUUAACUCAAACCUCUUAAUGCCAACACUAUGCAUUGGUGUAUUAGUCCGUAAUAAAGCUCAUACAUUACCAUAUUUUCUGAAUGGUAUAGAGAGUCAACAAUAUCCUAGUAAGCGAAUUACACUGAUAUUUUAUGUUGAUAAUACAAUUGAUUCAAGUGAUGCAAUACUGAAUGAGUGGAUUCAAUGUAACAAGCAUAAAUAUCACAAUAUAAUUUUAGAAGUUGAAGAACAUAAUGUCAGUAGAUCAACUGAUGAAGAAAUCAGCAAACUAUGGACUGAGAAUCAUUAUCAACACAUCAUAAAAUUACGUCAGAAAUUACUGAAUAAGGCACGUGAUAUGUGGGCUGACUUCUACCUAUCCAUUGAUGCUGAUGUAAUACUUAUGAAUCCAGCGACUAUUGAACAUUUGAUAAGUGUGAUGCUUAAACCUCUGAAUGAUGUUUCACAGUCCGAUAUAAAUUCAAGAAGUAAUGAAGAAAUAAUUAUUUUAGCACCAUUAUUAAAUUGUACAUCAUCUGAACAUUAUUCAAAUUUUUGGGGUGCAAUGAGUGAAGAAGGCUAUUAUCUACGCUCUGAUCAUUAUUUUGAUUUACAAAAACGUCGUAUUCAAGGUGUCUAUCCCGUAGCCAUGGUGCAUUCAAUGUUUCUAGUCAACUUAAAGUUCCAGAAAUCAGAAUUAAUUGGUUAUGAUCCACCACCGACAAAUUAUACCGGACCAAUCGAUGACAUCAUUAUAUUUUCUAGAUCAGUACAACGCGCUGAAAUUGACUUCUACCUGGAUAAUACACAAUUCUACGGUUAUAUACCAUCUCCAGUUGAUGAACAAGAUCUUAACAUAUACUCAGAAGAUUUAAGUAACGCCUGGCUUUUACGGGAACAAGAUUUAUUUGUUCAUUUACGUCUACAGGCAAUCAUUGAUGAGGAGAAUAAGCAAAAAGUUUCCCCAUCAAACUGUCUGUUAGAUAUUGCUAACAACCAGUUGCCAAAAUUAAGUAAAUUAGGAUUUGAUGAAAUCUAUUUUAUUAAUCUUCUACGACGUACUGAUCGUAGAUUGAAAAUGGAAUACAUGUUCGAUCAGUUAGGUAUGAGUGUUAAACGUUAUGAAGCUGUGGAUGGUAAAAAUUUAAGCCUAGAAAAACUUGAUGAAUUGCACAUAAAACAACUACCGGGUUAUACUGAUCCUUAUCAUAAAAGAUCUUUAAAGUAUGGAGAAAUUGGCUGUUUUCUAAGUCAUUACAACAUAUGGAAUGAGAUGGUUAGUCGUGGCUACCAACGUGUAUUGAUUCUUGAGGAUGAUCUACGUUUCAUUCCUGCUUUUAUUAAUAAUUUGAACAAAGUUGUCAGGGAAGCAGAUGAGAAUGUACCAGGCUGGGAUCUACUGUAUAUUGGUCGUAAAAGAAUGUCUAAAAAAGAGAAGCGCGUUCAGAAUACAACUAGUUUAGUUCAUCCAGAUUAUACUUACUGGACAUUGGGGUAUAUAUUAAACAUAAAUGGCGCUCAAAAAUUGCUGAAUCAAAAUCCUUUACAAAAAAUGGUUGCCGUGGAUGAAUAUUUACCAAUAAUGUUUGAUAGACAUCCAAGAAAGGAUUGGUUGACACAAUUUGAACCACGUGAUAUACUGGCUAUAUCUGCUGAACCUUUGCUUGUUGAACCACAGAGGUAUACUGGUGAAAAAUAUUAUAUUUCUGAUACCGAAGAUUCUGAAGUUGUUCAAACAGUAAUCUGA